Messenger RNA from Truncatella angustata, 1467 nucleotides. RefSeq lists its product as uncharacterized. Bases 1 to 1467 code for a protein of 488 amino acids. NCBI's taxonomy places the organism in Eukaryota, Fungi, Ascomycota, Sordariomycetes, Amphisphaeriales, Sporocadaceae. The transcript is spliced from 4 exons. The record is from RefSeq and is a predicted model, not a curated record.
AUGACAUCUUCAUUGCAACAUCGGCCUACCAGCGUUCGGCAAAGGCUGGACAAGGAUAUACCAGCCUUCCUGAGACCUCUUAUUCGAGCUUACAUACUCGGAUAUGCAACGUCUAUCACACCACGAAUCCUCACAUUAGUGCUACGGCAGUACGCUGCCUCCAGAAAGAACAGGGGUGCUGACGGUCUUACACAACCCACUAUCUCGACAUCCCUGCUCCACAUCCUUCGCGGGGGCCUGGAGCUGCAACGCUUUCCGACCUUUUGUGCGCUUUUGGUAGGAGGCACGACAUUUCUAGAAACCCCUCUCUUUGUUGUCAUCUCUAGACUUGCAUCUCGUCUAAAGCCCCUGGACCGACAAAGACUCUCGAGAUUUUUGUCAUCAUUAUUCGCAGCCUGGUGUGGUCUCAAGUUACUUCAGUCGAAACAAAGUGAUGCAUUUACGGACAAGACACCUGUCGAAUCCGACGAUGCACAGCCACGCCGAGUGCAGUAUCGGACCACCGAGUAUGCUGGCCGCACUCUAGAUCUGACUUUGUUCGCCUUUACGCGAGCCUUUGACGUGAUUGUUGGCGAACUAUGGGCCAGAAGACAUCGGACGGGGAGCCGGCCAUGGGCUCAGGUUGAUGCCGGAAUCUCGAAGCUUGCCGAUCCGUCCAUGUUUGCCAUUUCCUGCGGCUUUAUCAUGUGGUCGUGGUUUUACUACCCGUCAAGAUUACCUAGAGCGUACUCGCAAUGGAUUUCCACGGCGGCCGCAGUAGACGAUCGUCUGAUAGAGGCACUGCGUCGUUGCCGGAAAGGAGAGCUCCGUUAUGGUGAAGACACAGGCCAGGCGCCGCUUCUCGAAGCCAUGGCGAGAGACUAUGGUUGGCCAAUGGAAUGGGGCGACCCGGCGAAGACGAUUCCUUACCCAUGUGAAAUGGUGCAUAUGGGCUGCGGACCGUCUUGUGAAUACCACUUCCUAUCUCGAUUCGUUCGCUCGUUCAAGUGGUCGAUGACAACAUAUCUGCCACUCAAUCUCCUGCUUGUGGCGCGCAACCCCAAGCUCAAGGCUGUCAAGGCGGCUCUGAUAUCUGCCAGUAGAUCUUCGGCAUUCCUGGCAGCAUUCAUUACGCUCUACUUCUAUGGGGUGUGUCUGGCACGAAGUAGAAUCGGGCCACAUCUGUUUGGCAAAGACGCAGUGUCCCGCACCAAGAUCGACGCUGGAAUAUGCGUGGGUACUGGCUCGUUCCUUUGCGGGUGGAGCAUUCUGCUGGAGGCGUCAGGUAGGAGAAAGGAUAUGGCCUUGUUCGUAGCGCCGCGGGCUAUAGCUACGCUGUUCCCUAGGCGGUAUGCCAUGGACAAACAGUGGCAGGAGACGACGGUUUUUGCUUUUAGCACUGCUGUCGUGUUUACGUGUGUAUUAGAGAACCAGAAGCGAGUACGAGGCGUGUUUGGGAAGAUUUUAGCAAAGGUUUUGAUACCCUAG